AUACCUCCUCUAAACUGGCCCAGAUGGCACUGAGGGAAACUGCAUUUUUAUUCAUGGGCUGCAGAUGGAAAAUGUUUUACACUAUUCAAAUCGCCGCAAAGCAGUUGUUGAGAUUUUGGAACAAAGAGGAUAAAAAUGAGAAGCAAGGCUUAAAUGGGUGGGGCGGAAAGUGCAGGAUCUACACAGUGAAGAGGCUCCAACCUGCACAUCAAUCACUGGUUUAGCCAAUCUGUGCAACGUAAAAAUAAGACGAAGCAAAGAGAUUGUCUUUCGUGCACAAACUGGAGGAACGAGUCAGCAGGCUAACUGUCACUUAUGGCUUCCUUGUUGAUGCACAGGAAUGCACACUGUAUAUCGGUUCUGACUGUCACCUCACAGGAAAAAAGCAAACAAGGCUGCAAACAUACAUUUUGCGUUCUAAUCAAACACUACAGUAGAUGUGCUGUAUGUGUGUCCAUGUAGAGCAGUGAGGAUAUUUACUGACGAGGAGAAAUAAAAAAAAAAGCCAGAAGCAAGGUAAAGGCCAGCGCAGACAGGUUCAAACAAAGAGAGGCUGUCAUGCAAAGCAAAAACUGGAUUAAAGAGCAAAGCUGGAAAAGAAAGGAGCGUUGCAUUACCACCGAGGAGUGGAUAUAUGGGAUGGCUGAAGCACACAGCAAAGGGAGGGAGGAUGGGACAGAGUGGUGGAUGUUCAGAGUGAAAGACAGAGUGGGAGGGAGUUCAGGAGGGAGACAACAAGGAUAGAGAGGAAAGAGAGGAGGGAGGGAAAAAGAUCAGUGUGUUUAUGGAGGAAUGUGACUGUAUGGGAGCUGGGAUGGCCUUAUCGCUCCGGAUCGAGUGGUAGAGAGGGAUCCGGAGGGGAAAAAAAACAAACUUUAAAAACCCUUUUUUUUUUUUUAAACACUUUGGUGGUGGUUUGUCAACAGCUACAGAGAUUUGGGCGACAGCAGUGGCAGCCAUUGCUUCUAUGGAGAUUGGCAAAGUCUAAUUAAGUUUAGGAGAGGAUACAUCAACCAGCGCACAAGAGUCCACACAAAGAGGGCACACUUCAACAGACAAAGAACACAGAGACAUACACGUCACAUCAGGACUGGGCAGAUGAAUCUGAAGAGGCUUUGUUAGAGAUGGAUGCCUAGUUUGGCCUGGCAAUGAAGCCACUGACAGAACUCCUCUGGUGUCAUGAGACAUGUCUGCCAAUGACUCCUUUGUAACUUGACCAUCUGGACUCCAGCCCCAUCGCCCCAUCCCGCCCUCACGAGGGCUUGGGGGAUCAUGGGUAGUGUCAGUAGUCUCAUAAACGGUAACAGCCUGAACAGCAAACACUGCAAGGCAUCGGACUACAGAUUAAAAGAGGGAUCAAGCCACCACAGAAAAAGUGGCGGCUGCAGUCUUGAUGGUUUGCUAAAGUGCGGCUUUUCUCAGAGCUCCUCCUCAUCCAAUCAUCACUCUAAAGGCCUGUCUCACUCCAGGUCAGGACGAAGUGAGGAUUUCUUUUACAUCAAGGUUAGCAAUAAACCAAAGCCUGCGUACCACAAAGAGAGAGCGAUGGAGGAAAGAGCAACCAAAGAUGGGGAUUUGGCCAGACGACAGCAACCAAAACUGCUGCUCAUGCCAGGAAAUGUGGCAGAGAGACCCUCUGGUAAGAAGUCACCGAUCUAUUCCACUGCCUUUUCAUCUGUGAAUCCCACCGGAGCAUCCUGCAAAGAGGCCGGCCACAACAGCCUGGAUCAUAUCCUUUGUCCUUUGAGGAAAGCAAGCAGUUCAAAUGUUGGGAACAAGCAAGAAACCUUAGGGACUCUUUCUGACUCUGGACGGAACUCCAUGUCCAGCCUCCCCACACACAGCACAAGUAGCAGUCUAAGGGUAUCCACAGCCCCCGUCUGUCAUGGUAAUAGCAGUUCAGCCAUCGGAAACAGCCUCAGGAAAGGACAGCAAUCCAAUUUCUCUCAAUGGAACAAUGGGAACAGCAGUAACUAUGACUAUUACAAGACUGGUUUAAACUGCAGCGUGUUGGCCUUCAAGGAUGGUGUGGAUGCAGGUUCCCCGCUACAUACAGAUGAGUCAAGCACUCUCCCUGAAGCUGCGGGGGGUAUUAGAUCUCCUCUAACUACAGACGAAUCCCUGAUUGAGCAUCUGGAACAAAGACUCCUAGAGAAAGAAACUGAGCUACAAGAACUACAGGUAAGUUUUGAGGAGAAGGAGACCCACACCUGCCAGCUGUUUGAAGACAAACAACUGCAUUGUGUUGAAGAGAUGGAAGGACUGAAGCAGCAAUGCUCUGCCAAGUUAAGACAAGCAUCACAAAAUGCAGAAAAAUCCCAUCAGGCACUGCAACUGCAAGUCUGCCAGCUUCAGGCUGACAACAUGAAACUUCAGGAAGAUGUCUCACAGCUGACCCAAGACAAGGAGCUUGUUGAGCUCAGGCUGAGGUCCUAUGAAAAGGAGAACACCCUUCUUGCACCGACACUUGAGGAAACACAGUGGGAGGUUUGUCAGAAGACAGGAGAGAUCUCAUUAUUGAAGCAGCAGCUCAGAGAGUGCCAAACAGAUGUCGGUCACAAGCUGAAUGAGAUUGUGGGUCUGAGAGCAGCACUAAAGGAAAGCACUGCACGGAUGGAGGAGUUAGAGAGGCUGAAAAAAGACCAUGAGGGGAGGCUGUACUCCUGCACUGUAGAACUUGAGGUGUGCCAGAAUGAACUCCAGCGCAAAAAGAAUGAAGCUGAUUGUCUGCGAGAGAAAGUGACUCAACUAGAAAAAGACAUGGAAGGCAUAAAAGAGGAGCUCGCUGUAGAGCCCAGAUCUCAUCAUCUGCAGAACAGAACUGAGUUUCUGGCUCAUUCGAAAACUCAAACCUCAGAAAGAGCAACCCAAGUUUCAGACACCUCCAUCCAGAAACAGGAAGUGGAACCCAAGGACCUCCUCCCCACUGAAUCCCUCCAGAAGGAGGUGGAUAGACUGAGGCAGCAGCUCAAGGAGGAAAAGGCUGCUCAAAAGAGACAGGCCAGCAGCUUUGAGAAUGAGAGACAGACAUGGAACAAGGAGAAGGACAAGGUCAUUAAAUAUCAGAAGCAGCUACAAAUCAACUACCUGCACAUGCACAAAAAGAACCAAAACCUGGAGAGGAUGCUGAAGGAGCUGACAGCUGAGCUGGAAAGCCGAUCAGAACUGGGCAUCUGCUACGGCUCAGGACUGCAAACCUACGAUGAUGUUAUUGCCACAGAGAUUUGAAGAAGGCAGUCGCCCCUGCUCUCUACUUUCUGUAACAGGGAUCUACGCUUGUUUACACAAUGUGAAUCCCCAGCAGGAGUUCUGUGACGGACACAUUUGUGUUUCACUUUAGCUAUUUAUUAGAGUCUGCAUAACCUUUCUAACUUUUGUCCAUAAAGUUAUUUAAAGUUCAUUUGCCUAACUUUUCUUAAGAUGUGUUUUCUAACAGGAGCAACUAAUGUCCAAAUCCUGUUAGUUCAAACAAUGUAUUGUUAUGUCAGGAUUAUUGUCUGAUAGUGAGACACACAAAGCAUGAUGGUUCCUCAGCAUAUCUUCCAGCAUGACAAAAUAAUUAUUUCAGCUUUUUUUUUUCCUUUUUAUCACUAACCUUAUGAUCUCCAAUCUGUUUUAUCUUAGUGGGUUUGGGCAUGGAAAUACCUUUUUAUACAAUUAUUUUUAUUUUUAAUAAAAUGCAUUAUAUUUGUGCGAUAUCACUGUAAAGCUGUAAUGCACUCCAGAAAACACGUUCAAAGAUAUGCAGAUGAAAAUAAUUAUAUAUGUAUACAUAUACACACACCAAAUACCCCCACAAUAUCUCCUAAUUCUUUAUUGAAUUUCAUGUAUUUCGUCACAGAAAAACUAUCACUCCACUCGUAUAUUUUUAUGCAAUCAUUCAUUUUGGCAAUUCCUGGAAACAUAAAUUAAACCAUUGAUCAACUUAACACUUGAUUAACCAAACUUUAUGCCUCGACUGACCAAUUAAAGUUCAUAGAGCUUUCAAGUGUCAUGUUUAUUUUUUGAUACAGAUGCAGCAGCACUAGGGAACAUCAAUAAAGAGAAACUUUAUUAGGAAGAAUUAUAGAAGCAAAGGAGGAAUAAUUAUGUCUUUUUUAUGAUCUGUCAGAACAGCAUAAAAUAUUGAGGCUGACGUGUUGGAAAGAAGGUCUGCCUCAACUUGGAGGUGGUGUGCAUCUUUUUUACUUGAGUCUUAAAACAUCGAUCAUUAAGGGGCUUAAAUAAAAAAAUAAAAAAAAUAAAUAAA
This is a messenger RNA of Oryzias melastigma (Indian medaka), 4249 nucleotides long. It is a transcript of the gene lzts1, whose product is annotated as leucine zipper, putative tumor suppressor 1. Lineage: Eukaryota; Metazoa; Chordata; Actinopteri; Beloniformes; Adrianichthyidae. Bases 1273 to 3228 code for a protein of 651 amino acids. Gene Ontology annotation, cellular component: dendritic spine. The record is from RefSeq and is a predicted model, not a curated record. The transcript is spliced from 11 exons. Gene Ontology annotation, biological process: regulation of synaptic plasticity; regulation of dendrite morphogenesis.